Molecule: messenger RNA, 1502 nt
Organism: Trifolium pratense (red clover)
Lineage: Eukaryota; Viridiplantae; Streptophyta; Magnoliopsida; Fabales; Fabaceae
Product: transcription factor bHLH25-like
Exons: 5
Coding region: 206-1243 (345 amino acids)
Molecular function (GO): protein dimerization activity
Source: RefSeq, a predicted model, not a curated record
UUAUUUGUCAGCUUGAAAUAGACUCUAUAAUAUAAAAUGGCUUUUAAACCUAUUAGUCCUUGAUUCAUAUAUAGCUUCUAUUGUUGUAUCUAUAAGCCAAUUUCACAUCCAAACCCGUGACCAUAUCAUAAUGCAAUUCUUCUAACUCUGAAAAUUAUAAUUCACUGAGCUUCUGAGGUGAACUCAUCAUAUCAAUUCAUACAAGAUGAGUUCUCACAUGGAGAUUUCAUCAACCAGAGGCUUACCUGAAUUGGGACUAAUAGAGGAUCCUAACUUUCUCCAUCACUGGAAUAAUCACUUAAAUUCUAUCGAUACGAAUAACUUAACUGCUUCUGCUUUUGGAGAUGCUUUACAAAAACAUUUUUUGUCAAAUAAUCCAAAUUUCAACAACAAAACAUAUUGCAUGGAAACUUCACCUACCGGAAGCGAAAGACCGGUGAAACAGCUUAAAAAUAACAGCUGGAAUUACAAUAGUCCUCAAACAUCAGAGACACAAUAUGCUAAUUCUUGCUCCAAUAAUCUUCUUUCAUUUGCUGAUUCGAAUUAUGAAAAUCAAUUGGGAAUGUUGAAGCCUAAGUCUGAGAUGGUUUGUCCUAAAAUCGAUAACAAUAGUACUCUUGCAAACAUGUUUGGGAAUCAAAACCAUGUCUUCAAAGCUUUUCAAGAGGCGAAAGAUAUUGAGACCACUCGUCCUAAUAAACUUUCUCAAGCUCAUGAUCACAUAGUAGCUGAAAGGAAGCGCCGCGAGAAGCUAAGCCAGCGAUUCAUUGCUCUAUCUGCUCUUGUUCCAAACCUAAAGAAGAUGGACAAAGCUUCUGUUCUUGGAGAAGCUAUAAGGUACUUGAAGCAAAUGGAAGAGAAAGUGAGUGUUCUUGAGGAGGAAAAGAAAAGGAAGAAAAGUGUGGAAUCUGUUGUAAUAGUGAAGAAAUCUCAACUUUCUACUACUAAUGAUGCUGACUCUUCUGAUAAUACUACAUUUGAUGAUACAUUACCUGAAAUUGAAGCAAGAUUUUGUGAAAGAAGUGUCCUCAUAAGAUUACACUGUCUUAAGAGUCAAGGAGUUAUAGAGAAAACAAUAAGUGAAAUUGAGAAACUUCAUCUAAAAGUUAUCAAUAGUAGUGCCUUAACAUUUGGGAAUUUCACUCUUGAUAUAACCAUUAUUGCUCAGAUGGAUGUGGGAUUUUGCAUGACACUUAAGGAUCUUGUGAGAAAGCUACGAUCAGAAUAUUCAUCUUUCAUGUGAACAAGUUUCACUACUAGUCUACUACUACAAUCAAAACAUAAAGCACUUAUAUUUUAAAGUUCUUAAUCAGUAAUAAUCAUGUUUGCAAGGAGUGUGUUGUCAUUUCCAAAAAAUGUUUGCUCUAGAGGUUCAUUUUGCAAAAGGGUUUUUUAGCCAUAUUUUCAUUUUUUGCAUGGUCAACUCGUUGACCAUGUUAUUAUCAUGUACUCUUUUGUUUCAAGAAUGUAGAGCAUCCUUUGCAUUUUUUUUUUGGGUAGAA